AUGACUCACUACUAUUUAUCAACAUCUGCUGGCUUAGAAUCGUAUUUCUCCGAUACAGUGGAAUCCAAUUUGUGUCAAGAAACGCCGAAGGAGAAGCACUGUCUAAUAGAGUACAGCGUGCGAGAUCGAUGGCCGCACCAAGUCAGAUACGUAUACAACUGGUACACAAAAUCCUGCUUCGAGAUCCGCUGGUCUGACAACUGCCACGCCGUGCCCUCUCCAGCGACCACCAACAACUUCCUGACUUACCAGGAGUGUCUGGACCAGUGUGGGGGUUGGGCGUGAUGACAUCAGCAGCCUGUUUAGUGUUAGGGUAUCAUCAUGAUCAUCAGAUUAGCCAAUUGCUGUCCCCUGCUGAACGUAGGCCUCCCCCAACAAAUGCCAUCCGUUCUGGUGAUGGGUCGCCCGCAUCCAUGUGUUAGGUCUUAGGUCCCGUAGCUAUCGUUAAAUAACUGGGCCAUUUUAAAGUUAGGUUAGUUUUAAAGGUAAGUAGUUGACUACGAUAUUGACUA
This is a messenger RNA of Helicoverpa zea (corn earworm), 512 nucleotides long. RefSeq lists its product as uncharacterized. Gene Ontology annotation, molecular function: serine-type endopeptidase inhibitor activity. Bases 1 to 285 code for a protein of 94 amino acids. The transcript has 3 exons. The record is from RefSeq and is a predicted model, not a curated record. Lineage: Eukaryota; Metazoa; Arthropoda; Insecta; Lepidoptera; Noctuidae.